GAACAGCGACAUCUUUUGGCAUAAACAGUUUAUUUUAUUACAUUUUCAUUUAAGUAGCUAAUUGAACAACAUUUUAACACUUUAGAUCGUUUAUAAAUGGCAAAAAGAAUCCGCUACAAUUUUCAACAGUCCAACAAUCUCAAUGUUUGUAAGUUUCGACAAGCCUCGUUUGAUCUCCUGACAGAUUUCCUUGUGAACCUCAACAAGGAAAAUAAAGAUAAACUCAGCAGUUUAUCAAAAUGCUGCGGGAACUUCAGGGAUAAGAAUGUCUUGGAAAACAUUUUACUUAUGACCAAUGCACUGAGUCUUGACCCAAAAGUUGGAUACCAUGCCAAUGAAUUACUUCAAAGUUUCAUGACCAAACACAUCACCCAUCUGCUCACCACGCCCUCACCUCAAGGAGCUUCUGCCGUUCAGCCCAUAAGUUAUGAAGACGCUGUUUUUGACAUGGUCAAAGACAAGUUCCCUCUCAUUAUUUUCUCCUGUGUACAAAUUGCAAGCAAAAUGUCUUUGCACGUGAAUAUUAUUGACAACAACACUGCUGAGCGCUUCCUCCGGUCAGUGGGCCUCACAGUUACAAAGAAAUCACUCCUGGACUCAGAGCUGAUGGUGCUAAAGGGACUCGACUUUAAACUGGAUGUUGCUAACCCUCUGAUCUAUGUUGAAAUACUUCUGGAAGUCCUUGGUCACAAUGAGCCGUCCGUCCCCAUAGAGCUCGUGUAUGAUCUGUGCAAGCAGGUGCUCCAGUUUGUCGUCUUGGAGAGAGUGACCAUCUAUGAAUCUCUGUUAACAGCGACCACCAGAAGCCAACAGCCCACAGCAGAGCAGAGAGAGAAGUUUGUGUCUGUGACUGAGGACUUCAUGCUACUCGGUGCUGCUGUCAUUGCUGCCGCUUUGUACAUAUUUCGUAUCGGCCAAUGGGAGGAGGUGGUAGGAGAGCUUAGCAACAUCACAGGGAUUUCCAGGAGGAGCGUCAGGGAUUUUGCUGCUGUUAUUGUGUUACACCUUACGGACUCCUCUGGUCUGUCAUAACUACUACAUUUAAUUUUAUUGUUUUUGGUCCACUGACAGAAAUGCAUAGCUGAUCAAAUUCAA
This is a messenger RNA of Boleophthalmus pectinirostris (great blue-spotted mudskipper), 1095 nucleotides long. RefSeq names its product cyclin N-terminal domain containing 1 (gene cntd1). Gene Ontology annotation, cellular component: site of double-strand break. The record is from RefSeq and is a predicted model, not a curated record. Gene Ontology annotation, biological process: reciprocal meiotic recombination. Lineage: Eukaryota; Metazoa; Chordata; Actinopteri; Gobiiformes; Gobiidae.